AUGGCCGGAGUAAGGAGAUCAGCCGCGAUGAAGAACAGAAAUGGCGUCCGAUGUGCAUCUGGUAAUGGACGUCCGAUUCCGGUGAGAGGUCAAGUGAAGAUAGCGAUUGUGUUAGGAUUAGCUCAGUCUGUGGCAUCCUUCUUCUCCUCUAAUGGCCGAUCCCGUGUACAGGAUGAACAUAAAUCCUUCACAAAGUUAAAGCGAGUAACUAUUGAUUUGAAGUGCAAGAACAGACAACCUGGUAAAACACUUACCCCGUUGUCAAUGCUUUUUCUACUACCGUCUAUAGCUGUUGGAGGUGCUGGUAGUAGAACGAUCACAGGAGACGGCGUCUUAUACGAAUUUGGAUUGCAUUACCCAAUCUUCAAGUUCCAACCCAAUUUGGAUCGCAAUAGGCCCAUCUAUUGA
This is a messenger RNA of Lactuca saligna, 408 nucleotides long. NCBI's taxonomy places the organism in Eukaryota, Viridiplantae, Streptophyta, Magnoliopsida, Asterales, Asteraceae. The record is from the annotation of a GenBank genome assembly.